AGCAGCAGCAACAACAAACGCCACAACAAUUAGCACAGUCUCUGGAGAACGGCAAUGAGAUGGUGAAUAGACAAAUAGCUCCCGCCUAUGCAAAGGUCAAUGGCGGUACUGCCAUUCCGCUGCCCGCGACGGUCAUGGUCCAGCGUCGCUGCCCCCCGGACAAGGUGCGCCCCCUGCCGCCGACCCCCAAUCAUACGCCAUCCAUACCUGGUCUGGGCAAGAGCGGCAUCGACUUUAAUACGAGCCGUCCAAAUAGUCCGCCCACCAGCAAUCACACCAUACAGAGCCUGAAGAGCGGUAAUAACAACAGCUUGCGUCCACCGACAGUGAAGAGUAACCACCAGAGUGGCAUACCCUCGCCGAGUAGCCUCAAUGCGGUGGCCCCCAGUGCACCACAGAAGCACUCCAUGCUGGACAAGCUGAAGCUGUUCAACAAGGAGAAGCAACAGAAUGUGGUAAAUGCAGCUGCGGCUGCCAGUAAAACGCAGAUCCAAUCGAAGCGAACGUCCUCCUCGUCGGGCUUCAGUUCGGCGCGCUCGGAGAGAUCUGAUUCCAGUCUGAGCCUCAACGAUGGCCACAAUUCGCAGCUGAAGCCGCCGAGCAUCAGUGUCAGUGUCCAGAAGAGUCAACAGAAGCACAAUACGAAGCAGUCCAAGUUGCUGGCGGCGCAGCAGAAGAAGGAUCAGUCGAAGACUGGCAAGUUGGACAAGAAGGAGAAGAGUCCGGCACGAUCCCUACACAAGGAGGAGCAACAAUCGGGGAUGUCGGGCAAUGAAUCGCGCAGUUCCACCAUGGGGCGAGCUGGAAAGAGCUCCUUAAUGCGGGGCAAUAUCGAGAAGAACACUGCCAAGACGUCUUCCAAGUCAUCGCUUCACUCCAAAUCCGAUUCCAAGUGCUCCCUGAAAAGUCAGGGUCAGAGUCAACAGCUCCUGCAAAGUCCCAGUGGCACAGGUUUGCCCAAGCCCAUAGCGGCCAUCAAGGGAACCAGCAAGCUGCCACAGCUGGGCGUGGCCAAUGGAUCCGGAGAGCUCUUCAAGCGCGAAUCGAGUGACAUAUCCGCCAACCAGGCCAACAUAUCCCAGGAGCAACAGCAGCAAUCGCAGCAGCAGCUGGCUGUCAACCAAGCCACACAUAUCCUUAAGGCAUUGCCUUCAACUCCACCGCAACCACCACCGUACUAUGCCAAUGCACCGCCGCCUCCUCCACCGCACGCAUCCCACAUAUCAGGAGUACCACAUGGCGCUGGUUACUCUGGCCACGGCUCGGGCUACCUGAGUGAGCCCAGCACACCGCAACAUGGCGGCAUCUAUGGCAGCAGCCGGUUGCCACCACCCAAGUCAGCGCUGAGUGCUCCACGCAAACUGGAAUACAAUGCGGGUCCACACAUUCUGUCCUCGCCACCGGCACGUUCCCCGUUGCAGCGACCGACGCACAAUUCGGCACCCAAUACGCCCACCGCCUCGCCCAGUAAGUUCCAUACGAUUCCCUCGAAGAUCGUUGGCACCAUCUACGAGUCCAAGGAGGAACAGCUGCCCUCGACGGCGGCACAAUCCGCGGCAGCUGCUGCCUCCGCCUCCGCCUCUGCCUCUGCCUCCUCGGUGCUGCCCAUGCGACCGCUGCUGCGUGGCUACAACUCACACGUGACGCUGCCCACGCGAGGAUCCCGGGGUGGACAGCAGCAUCAUCAUCAUCAUCAUCAUCAUCCCCAUCAAUCUUACUUGGACUUUUGCGAGUCGGAUCUGGGACAAGGCUACUGCAGCGAUGGCGAUGCUUUGCGCGUGGGCAGCUCCACUUCGAGCAGUCGCUAUCACGACAUCGACAAUGGGUAUCUGUCCGAGGGCAGCAGCGGCUUGAGCGGCACAGGCUCAGCGGGAGCUGGUGUCUCCCAUGGCAAACACUUUCUCAGCAUGAUGCGAGCUCGCACUCAGUUGCCCACAACCAUUGAGGAACGGUAAGUACGAGCUACACAUUUCCAGCUAAACAAUGUUGGCCAGUGUAAACACAUGACAUUCGAUUUGAAUUCGAUUUUGGUCUUGAAUUUCUUUUCAUAAAUAUUUAUACCCAAACAUUGUCACGA
Drosophila innubila is the source of this 2077-nucleotide messenger RNA. RefSeq names its product protein sickie-like. Lineage: Eukaryota; Metazoa; Arthropoda; Insecta; Diptera; Drosophilidae. Bases 60 to 1955 code for a protein of 631 amino acids. The record is from RefSeq and is a predicted model, not a curated record. The transcript has 4 exons. Gene Ontology annotation, biological process: nervous system development; neurogenesis.